Pleurotus ostreatus (oyster mushroom) is the source of this 1896-nucleotide messenger RNA. RefSeq lists its product as uncharacterized. Gene Ontology annotation, biological process: TORC2 signaling. The coding region runs from base 1 to 1896 and encodes 631 amino acids. Gene Ontology annotation, cellular component: TORC2 complex. The record is from RefSeq and is a predicted model, not a curated record. NCBI's taxonomy places the organism in Eukaryota, Fungi, Basidiomycota, Agaricomycetes, Agaricales, Pleurotaceae. The transcript is spliced from 7 exons.
AUGUGGCGGAAUGCUGGAGAGUUGUUGACUCGCGACAUGAUUGCUGGAUGGGCGUCAACGUACGGUCACCCCCUUCCUCGUCGUUCCCAUGAUCAGUCCCGCCCAGAAAUAUCCGUGGCAAGGUCGCCCACCCCGGAUCAGAACACAGCGGAACCUCGAAGGCGCUCUUCCAGUGAUGCGACUCCACGCCAGACUCCCGCACCUUCUCCCCGCCUCUUCCCAUCAUCUCCAGCGAGCACCGUGCACGAUCCAAACGUAAAUAUCCUGUCAAACCCGUUGACGGACGCUGUCCCUUCGACGUCGGCGGCGCCCUCUUCCAGGCGUCUCGGCUACCUUGCAGAGAAGAUCUCAUCCUCCUUGUCCUCAGGGCACUCUACAAUCCAGAAAUCGGCGUCCAGUCAUAGCCAGCUGUUACACCCGCAUAGCGGCCACACAAAGGCUGAUUCAGUCUUGUCUGCCAGAGAUCAGGCAGGUUCCCCGUCUCCAAUGGCUUCUUCCACGCAUCUAGCCUCGUCAGGCAAGUCUCAUACGUCCCCUUCAAAGGCUUUGUAUGGUCGCACCUAUGAUUCGAAGGUCGUUUCGAAGGAGAUGCAUCGUCUCGGCAAUCUCUCCCACGUACCUAGCUUGCCUUCGUCUCUAUCACCGACUCCAUCGUCUUCAUCCACUCUUGCUUCUACUCCAGGCAGUAUACCGUCCGCAUCCCUCAGCUCCUCCACCUCUACCGAUCCUUGGGCAACGCUGCAUGUCCACGUACUGCCGUUGUUCAAUGGAGAGGCCUUGCGGAUCCCAAUUGAAGAUCUCAACGUGCUUGUGAGGCAGCACAUUGAGAAAGUCAUCCCCUUAGCCCCCUCUAAAACCCUCUCGACACUGGAAAAUCAUACGGCGGAGCUGAUAUCCUCUGGCAUGGUGACUCUCAACGCAAAACUAUCUGGCAUAGACGACGAAAAGCUCGUUAGCCGUGUCGUGGAGAUAUGGAAUUUCUUCUGGGACCAAGUCCUCCCCUACGUCGAAGGGGUUCUCCUUCCCUUGCAGACGGAUGCCUUGCUCUCAUCCCUUUACAGAGCUCCCAAAGCACAUCGUUCGUCUUCACCCGGUCGACAGCCUUCCAAAGGCUCCAUCUCUACAUCGUCAAAUGUCUCCAUGCACUCAUCUAGUCAUAUAGACGUGCGAGCUGUUGCCUUGCGUUCGUUUCGGGAUCGGGUCAUUCUACCCAUUUUCGAGCGUUUAUACAAACGGCUUUCCAACAAGCAAGAUUUACAAGAGACAUCUGCCCACCAUCAACCACGGUUGCAGCAAAUGUUGCUCGUCCUUGCUUCUCAAGGACGCAAGCCGCCCUCCGCCUUUGUAUUAUCGGCUCCUCCUCCCCAGCCCACUCCAGGGGAGUCCGCCGUCAUGGAUUUGUUACGACUUGUUCGAUCGCCAGGCUCGCUAGCUGAUCGAUUACGGUCGCCCAACUCACGGAACUUACAUGGCGGCAUCGCCAAUCCAGCGACCUUCCUCUCCGGCGCCAUCCCUCGAGAUAGAAGAGGUCGCAUCGCCCAGAAGAAGAAGAAAGGCAAGGCAGGGACAAUAAUGGCCGGCAGCGGAGGGGAAGACGAUAAUCUCCUGGACGAUGGCGUCGAAACCCCUAGAAAUGGGUUUGGCGGGUUCACUUCCGAUCCACGGGAGCAAGAACUGCUAGAGGCCUUGAGGAGUCCCGACCCCGAUGGGCCGUCAACUCGUGUUAGUAUCGGUGGAUGGGGUCUUGGAGCUGGUAACGAGGACAGCGGAAAACAGGCAGAGGAAGAAGAGGACGAGCCCUUGGACUGGGAUAAGACACAGGCUGAGGUUGAGCUUCUGGUGGGCAUGAAGCCCAACGAUCCCACAGAAGAUGGUCAUCGAAGGGGUGCAAGUUAA